AUAGGAUGGACCUCCGCCUCCGCCAGGCUACCCACAGCAACCUCAACAGGUGCAUUACGAUGCUGGCCCAGCGCCGAUGGGCGGACCCUACGGACAGCCGCCGCAGGGUUACAACCAGGGAUACGAUCCGAACUACAAUCAAGGCUACCCGCCUCAGGGAGGGAUGCAGUAUCAACAAGGGCCGCCGCCGAUGGGAUAUCAACAAUACCCACCCGGACAGUAUCCGCCCGGUGGCUAUCACGAAGAGCGCGGUGGCGGCAAAGGAGGAGGAAUCUGCGCAGGUAUUCUAGGUGCACUGGCGUGUUGCUGCUGUUUGGACAUACUCUUCUAA
Messenger RNA from Cercospora beticola, 331 nucleotides. RefSeq lists its product as uncharacterized. Lineage: Eukaryota; Fungi; Ascomycota; Dothideomycetes; Mycosphaerellales; Mycosphaerellaceae. The record is from RefSeq and is a predicted model, not a curated record.